Molecule: messenger RNA, 4375 nt
Organism: Rhea pennata
Lineage: Eukaryota; Metazoa; Chordata; Aves; Rheiformes; Rheidae
Gene: FBXO22
Product: F-box protein 22
Exons: 7
Coding region: 34-1215 (393 amino acids)
Biological process (GO): positive regulation of proteasomal ubiquitin-dependent protein catabolic process; regulation of skeletal muscle fiber development; protein polyubiquitination
Molecular function (GO): protein binding
Source: RefSeq, a predicted model, not a curated record
GCUGCCGCGUCGCCGCCGCUGCCGGCCGCGGCCAUGGAGACGGACGCGCGGGGCGCGGCGGUGCUGGGCGGCCUGGCCGAGGUGGUGGAGCGCGUCCUCGGCUUCCUGCCCAUCAAGGCGCUGCUGCGCGCUGCCUGCGUGUGCCGGCUGUGGAGGGAGUGCGCCCGGCGGACGCUGCGGGCGCGGCAGCGCGUCGCCUGGGUGUCGGCGCUGGAGCCGGGCCCCGCCGAGAGCCACGCGCUGGUGCGCGCCCUGGCCCGCGAGCUGGAGAAAGUACAUGUGCUGCCACAAACUGUGCUCUAUAUAGCAGAUGCAGAAACAUUCAGUGGACACGGGGAGUGUCACGAACAAAAGAAAGCAAGAAAAAGGAACAGUAAAGAAACAGCAAUUGCGCUAGAGAAAUUGUUGCCAAAGCGAUGCCAAGUUCUUGGACUCGUCACCCCAGGGAUUGUAGUUACCCCUAUGGGUUCAAGCAGCAGUCGACCUCAAGAAAUUGAAGAAGGUGAAGCUGGCUUUGCUCUUUUGUUUCCCAAAAUUGAUGGUGUGAAAAUCCAUACCUUCCAUUUUUUUAAAGACACAAAGAACAGAAUCUUCGAUGAAAGUAAAUUUGCUGAAGCAGGUCUGAAAAAUAAUCCAGAUCUCCGUGUGGUUCUUCUGUUUGGCUAUAAUUCCUGGAAAUCUGGAGCUACUCGAUUUCUUCAUCAAAUAGUCAAUCCUUUGAAUGAAAAAAGUAUCAUCCUGGCUGGGGGACAAGUGGAAAGCUUUACAUCACUGACCUCUGAGAAUAACACUGCCCAGCCCGGCGAUGCCUGCGGUGUGGUCGGACUGGCUUUCAGCGGCCCCCAGAUCCAGAGCGCAACCGUUUUGUUAGACCAGGAUGUAGCUGACGAGAGGACGGCAGAAGCCGCGAUGCAGCGUCUCAAAGCCGCAAACAUCCCUGAGCGCAACACCAUUGGCUUCAUGUUUGCGUGUGUUGGCAGAGGAUAUCGGCAUUAUAAAACCAAAAGGAAUAUGGAAGCAGAUGCAUUUAGGAAGUUCUUUCCAAAUGUUCCGCUCUUUGGCUUUUUUGGACAUGGGGAAAUAGGAUGUGAUCGAAUAGUUACUGGGAAUUUCGUAUUGAGAGAAUGUAAUGACAUAAAGGAGGACCUGCUUCAUGGUUAUACUACAGUUAUGACUCUUAUUCAUCUUGGUUCCACCAAAGCAAACCAAGUGUAAAUAUGUUUUUAAUACAUCAGUUCCAUGUUUUCAUUCCAGAAAACUGAGAAGUCUGGAAGAGUGGACAUCUUGCAAUGAAAGCACCUUCCAAAAUGUUGUUUUCAUAACAAUAUCAAAUCUUGUAGUUUGAAUAGAGUUUAAUAUAAUAGCUGUGAGAAAGCUUUGCAUUUUGCAUAAUUCUGUAUGCACAUCAGAACUGCAGGUAAAUUGUUAUUGAUGGAAUUUUGCAACCAGAAAGCCACUUUCUUCUAAGAUGAGUAAGCUUUGCACAAAUGACAGUUGGAUUCCAAAUAUCAACACAGAAAUAAACGGUAUUUUGUUGUUCUCUAUUUAUGUAUGUAAAACAGUCUAGAAAAAGUACUGAUGCAUACCAAAAUACCGAUGCAUGAAAUCCACCAUUUCCUGGAUUUUAUUUCAAGAGAUGCGCAACUUGCCUAGACUUGAGACCUAUUUACAAAGCUAAACAAUUUUACUAGAUAAAAUGAAUGAAAAUCUUUAGAUAACAAUAACAAAGUGCUCACUAAAUAAAAAAUUAAAGUACGUAAAGGUACCUUUUCCUCUGUUUUUGGAGAAGAAAAACCUCUGCUUUAAGGAGAUGUUGUGCAGUUACAAACUCACCUUGUCUCACCAUCUUGAGUUGAUUUUUAGUUUUCUUAAAUAUCUGAUGUAGAAAAUUUAUCUGAUACUGUUUAUGUAGUAGCAAUUCCAGUCGUGGUCUUGGAAUAUUCAGCUUACACAAUGAAAAUGGACUGGACAUCUUUUCAGUUCUCUUGCAUCAUCGUACUCCCCAUUGUUUUUUAAAUCCAGAGUGCUAAAAAUGAAGACCCUACUUACUAUUUUUAAAUUCCUUUCAGAAGGGUUUUGUUUUUUGGUUCGAAAUUGUGGGCCAUACAACAUCUGGCUUUGUUCCAUUUAUAUGCCAAUUCUUUAGCAAAGAUGUGCUGGAAUCUAGCAUUACAGAGUUCAGAUGAGUAAAUUCAGCAAAGUCUCAGGCUACUUGUAAUUCCUCCCUUUUCCUUUCGUGUAGUAAUAGAGCAAUAAGAAAGUAAGAUCCAUUUUGUACUGUUUCACCACACCUCUAAACGCCAAAUCGGGCCUCUGUCCUGCUCUGUUUAACAAGAGAAUGCUUGGCUGUAUGCUGUACAACAGAACAGCUCCUGUGUUACAGUUUUAAAUGUAACAACCGAGACUACAGUGUGUCACUUUUUGCCAGUGUAGAGUUAAAUCUUUUCAUGGGAAUGGACCUAAGUAGCUCAGGCAGAGGCAGCUUUAUCUGAGCCUACAUCUCUUGGUUACAGCGCUUGGCUGGGCCUUCCUUGGUGAGGGGCUGGGACCUGCCGGUGGCCUCCCGCGAACAGGAGAUGAGUAAGCCUGGGUCUGAUGUGGAAAACCUGUAGGUCCUGCCUUUGGAAGAAAAGGUAUUUGGGAACUGGAUCUGCUUGGAUCUUGAAGCCUCUGUGUGAGGCGGGUACGUUUGCUCUUUUUGGCACAACCUGAACGUCAGCUUUGGCCCUCUCAGACCACGUAGCCUUAGGGCAGGCAAAGAAACGGUUUCGUUUCCGUAACACGGUCAGGACUACUGGAGCAGGUGGCGCGAGCGUUAAACUAGCACAGCCGGCAGCGUAAGCCUGGCAACUUUGACUGCCGUCCUGCUGCGACACGAGUGGAUGAAGACCGAUCGGCCAGGUGCCCCGAACAGCACGAGAGCUCCGGGGUGCGAAGGAAAGCAGCCAAACGGUGCAGCUGACCCGCUGGUCAUCCAGAAGCACAACCCGGAACGCGUCCGGAGCGCCCGCGCCACACGGAUCGCGAGCACCAGCAGCAGCGACGGCACCGCCGAACACGACGGCACGCUUUGAGCAGACCGAUCACCGGCGGCGUUUUCUCUACCCAGUCCCGUAGCGCCAGACACUUAAUGCUGCAGUGACGCAGUGAGACAGAGACGCCGGGGGAAGCCUGCGGGCCUGCGCUGGGCCCGGCAUGGUCCCUGCAGCCCCUGGGGGCCCAGGCCGGCCCCACGGCUGGAACCGCUACGGUCACCCCCAGCGUCUCUGCCGGACCCUCUCACGUGACAGAGAAGUCACGUAAUUCACAACGCUGCAUAUAGCUGUGAUUAAAGUGUUUUGGAACCCAGAAUUCAUGUAUCACGUGGUCUUAAACUGCAACAGCUCCUGAGUGAAACUAAAAUAUAGACGCUUAGAAAGCAGCAUACCAAAAGCCAAUACUUGUUCUGAAUAGAUUUGGAAGUUCUGCAAUACAGUAAUUUAUAUCUCUGCCACUCAAAAAAAAAAAAAAAAAAAAAAAAAGAUAAAAGAAUAUUCAGCAACUGAGGCAAAUGUGAACAGCAGUGUUUCUUACUAACCAUUCAAAAACAUCCCUAAAAAAAAUUACCUGCACAAUUAGGAGUGCAGAUGGCAAUACACUCCUUGCAAGCAUAUAUAAUCCGUAAGUGACCACAACUGGAUAUUGUUUAGGGGAAAAAGGAAAGAAAACCUUCAAAGGCACAAGACCUGCAGGAUAAGGUGUGGGGUUUUCCUGAUAGAAGUAAUAUUUUGUGGAACAUUUCUUCUUUUAACGCUUCUUUUGAUCAAGUGAACUGUAGGUUUCAAAACUACAAAAAUAAGCAAAUUGUGUGUAAACUCGCAUAACCAAAACAGUAUUUACCAAGCAAACAUAAACCUAUUACUAAAAUUUUUAUUUCAAAGUUACUAAUCCAGAAAUCCUCUCCUUAUAAAAUGUUUGUUCAAUGUGCAUUUGUAAAAAAGCAAGAGUAAUCUGAUGAAGAGGAGCCAAAUUAUGCUAAAUUUUAACAACUGUACUGUCAGGAAAAAAUUUUGGUUAAAACCUCCAGAAAACUGCAAAGAUGAAGAAAAUGUGGGGUUUUGGUCACUUUCUGUGCCUGAAGAUUUGUUUUGGCUCAAGUUAAUACUGGAACAAGCCUUAUUUUAACUGAUGAAUGAGUCAUACUGAAUCAUGCCCUUUUGGCUGGGAACAGCAAACCAAGAUAUGUGAACGAUGCAGCCAAACUCCAACUUUCAGCACGCAGAAAAGAGGGCUGGUAAGAAUGCAAACCUCAAAUUGAGAUUUUUUUGGGGGGAAAAACAAAUCUUUAAAUGUAUUUCAGAAUUAAUUUUUAAUUAAAAGUCUACCUGAGGAAUCA